Messenger RNA from Helobdella robusta, 1689 nucleotides. RefSeq lists its product as hypothetical. The record is from RefSeq and is a predicted model, not a curated record. Lineage: Eukaryota; Metazoa; Annelida; Clitellata; Rhynchobdellida; Glossiphoniidae. Bases 1 to 1689 code for a protein of 562 amino acids. The transcript is spliced from 4 exons.
AUGGAUAAAGAUGACAUGUUUAAAAAAUUAUUUAAUGCAUUUAUAAAAGCUAAUCCAAGCGGUCAAAAACAAAAAAUUCAGCAUGAUUGUGUUAGUUUCUGGAAUUCAAUCAAGACUGCACCUGAUUUUGUCCGCUUGUACAACACAAAGAAAGCUGAACUAGAGGGUACUACUAGGAAGCGAUUAAUUUCGUCUUUUUUCUUGUCAAAAGACGAGAACAUUCCUUCCAAUUUAAAGUCAAAUGACAGCUCUUGUGGAAUAAUAAAUUCUUGUUCUUCAACUUUUUCUGCUGUUCCAUCAACUGCAAGCUGUUCAAAGUUAACUGUUUCGAAUGACAAAUGUCCAGCUCAGAAGCAACUCACGGAAGAACUGAAUAUUAUUAACACAGAUCUAGUAGGCUUAGUGGCACGCAACAAUAUGCGCAUACUCACAGCUAAGCAGAAAGAAGAAAUGGACACUAAGAAGGCGCGUAAACGACAAAUUGAAAAGGAUAUAAUUAAAAAAAAAGCUAAUCAAGAGCGUCAGAAGAAAUUUCGUAUUGACAAGAAAGAAAUACUGCAAAAACAUCCAGAUACUAAAUUUGCUACUGAUACGGUUCAUCAUCUUUGCGAGCUUGCUUCAUUUUUUGGUCCGGCAAAUACGACAGUCAUUAGUCAAGAUGACAAAUGUCGAGUACCUAUUGGCAUCACGGCAGCCAAAAUGCAAGCACCUAUGCUUAUGCAUAUGGAAUAUCGUGUAAGACUUCCAGAUCACAAUUGGGUUAUCGGCGAUCGGCAUAAGUUAAUACCAUCUGUAUACGCCGGCCUUGUAAUAUCUGAAAAAGGUUAUGGUGCAAAAGAAGCUGUAACAUACUCUGGUCCAACUUUAAUCUCAAUUCGAUCAGGAAAACAUUCUUCUUCAAAUGCAAUGAGUCAUGCAAGAGACUUCGAGAGAUUGAUGAAACUUCCUGAAUUUGAUACUAUAACGAAAACAAUGGAUCAAAAUGCAAAGCCAAUAUUCAUCUUUUUUGUUGAUGGAGGACCAGAUGAGAAUCCUAGAUAUCCACACACUAUUCAAUCCGCCAUCAGACAGUUUAAAAAGUACAAUUUAGAUGCAAUAUUUAUUGCUAAAAAUGCGCCAGGUCGCAGCGCAUUUAAUCAGGUUGAACGUCGAAUGGCACCUUUAAGCAGAGAAUUAAGUGGGGUAAUUUUGCCGCAUGAUUUCUACGGAAGCCACCUUGAUAUUAAUGGUAAAACAAUUGAUGAGAAGCUAGAAAUUUUAAACUUUGAACAUGCAGUGCCAGGAUCGAACAUGCUGUACAGAGCCACGGAGCCCAUUUUUCAACUUUUUUUCUCAACGUUUUUUGCCAGCACCUUUGCCACUAGUAUACAUUCAAUCGCAAAGUCAACUAGUACAGUACCAACGAGAGUUUGUAUAGAUUGUGGAUUGUAUUGUGCUUCACUGGAAAUGUUGAAAUCUCACCGAAAGUCAAUCCACAAUCGUAUUGUCAAUACCAAGAAGAAGCCGAAGAAAAUCAUAAAAAAGCGGAAUGAAGAGUUGUUGGUGCAGUUGGAUGAUGAUGUUGAAUGGAUGAAUAGGGAAAAUGUUGAAUGUAUUGAAGAAACAGAAGAUGAGAAUCCUGUAAAUAAUGAAGUACCAAUAAUAUCUAUUCAAACUCAUUUGGAAAGUAUAUGGGAAGAAGAUUGUUGA